UGGUAUUAGUGCUCGCGGGGCGGAGGCGGAGGGCGUCUUGCUCCCCUGCUCUUCUAAUCGCCCGCGGGUCGGCGCGCUCGCCCAGCUGAGCGGCGACCGGGGUUGUGGAGUGGCGGGGUUGUACGCUCAGCCGCCUCCUGGGAAGCGGAGACAGCUAGUCCCAACUCCGGGAUGGGGAGCGGGUUAAGUUGACGAGCCUCCCACCUACGCUGCUCCCCUCUUGCACUGAGGUGCGCUGCCCUCUCCAGGAGGUGCCCGCACGCGGCCCUGCUCCAGGGGCUGCAGCUAGAGGUCUGUCGCGCGUGUUUAUUUACCAAAGGAGCCGCCCCGGGGAGAAGACCGGGAGGGGAGUUGUUACCCCAGGGGAUACCUGCAGUCCAGCCAGGGGGUUUGGGCGGCCUGGAUGCACAAGACCCAGCCCCGCAGCCGCUGACGCCGGGCGGCGGCGAAGUUUGGCUGCUGAGCGGCGCGGCGCAAGGCCACUGGACAGCGGGCAGCCCGGCGACGGUGGCGACAGGAGCGAUGCCGGUGGGGGGCCUGCUGCCGCUCUUCAGCAGCCCCGCGGGCAGCGGCCUGGGUGGGGGGCUCGGCGGUGGCGGCAGCGGCAGCGGCAGGAAGGGGUCGGGCCCCGCCGCCUUCCGCCUGACGGAGAAGUUCGUGCUGCUGCUGGUGUUCAGCGCCUUCAUCACGCUCUGCUUCGGUGCGAUCUUCUUCCUGCCCGACUCCUCCAAGCUGCUCAGCGGGGUCCUUUUCCACUCCAGCCCCGCCCUGCAGCCGGCCGCCGACCACAAGCCCGGGCCCGGGGCACGCGCUGAGGACGCGGCAGAUGGGCGAUCCCGGCGCGGCGAGGAGGGCGCACCCGGGGACCCGGCGGCCGCCCUGGAGGACAACUUGGCCAGGAUCCGCGAAAACCACGAGCGGGCUCUGAGGGAAGCCAAGGAGACGCUGCAGAAGCUGCCCGAAGAGAUCCAAAGAGACAUCCUGUUGGAGAAGGAGAAGGUGGCCGAAGAGCAGCGGCGUGACAGGUCGGUGUUCAGGAAGCUGCCCCCGGUGUACUUGAUGCCCCUCAUCGGGCCGGUUGACCAGGAGCCCACCGACGCCGCCGUCCGCAACAAAAGGGCGAAGAUCAAAGAGAUGAUGAAACAUGCUUGGAAUAAUUAUAAACGUUACGCCUGGGGGCAAAAUGAACUGAAGCCUGUAUCAAAAGAAGGCCAUUCAAGUAGUUUGUUUGGUAAUUUCAAAGGAGCAACAAUAGUAGAUGCUCUGGAUACACUUUUUAUUAUGGAAAUGAAAGAUGAAUUUGAAGAGGCAAAAUCAUGGGUUGAAGAAAAUCUAAAUUUUGAUGUGAAUGCUGAAGUUUCUGUUUUUGAAGUAAAUAUACGCUUUGUUGGUGGACUACUCUCAGCCUACUAUCUGUCGGGAGAAGAGAUAUUUCGAAAGAAAGCAGUGGAACUUGGGGUAAAAUUGCUACCUGCAUUUCGUACUCCCUCUGGAAUACCUUGGGCGUUGCUGAAUAUAAAAAGUGGGAUUGGAAGGAACUGGCCCUGGGCCUCGGGAGGCAGCAGCAUUUUGGCAGAAUUUGGAACUCUGCAUUUGGAGUUUAUACACUUGAGCUACUUGUCAGGAAACCCCAUCUUUGCUGAAAAGGUGAUGAAUAUCCGAAGAGUACUGAAUAACCUGGAAAAACCACAAGGUCUUUAUCCCAACUAUCUGAAUCCCAGUAGUGGACAGUGGGCUCAAUAUCAUGUAUCUGUUGGAGGACUUGGAGACAGCUUUUAUGAAUAUUUGCUAAAGUCGUGGUUAAUGUCAGACAAGACAGAUUUAGAAGCUAAGAAGAUGUAUUUCGAUGCUGUUAAGGCAAUUGAGACCCACUUGAUCCGGAAGUCGAGUAACGGGCUGACUUACAUCGCAGAGUGGAAAGGGGGCCUCCUGGAACACAAGAUGGGCCACCUGACCUGCUUUGCUGGGGGCAUGUUUGCACUUGGGGCACAUGACGCCCCAAAAGGCCUGACCGAACACUACCUUCAGCUCGGGACUGAAAUCGCCCGUACCUGUCAUGAGUCUUACAAUCGCACAUUUAUGAAACUGGGACCAGAAGCUUUCAGAUUCGAUGGUGGUGUUGAAGCCAUUGCUACACGGCAGAAUGAGAAAUACUACAUCCUACGGCCAGAAGUUGUCGAGACUUACAUGUACAUGUGGCGACUGACUCAUGACCCAAAGUACAGGAAAUGGGCCUGGGAAGUCGUAGAGGCCCUGGAAAAUCACUGCAGACUGAAAGGAGGCUAUUCAGGCCUCAGGGACGUUUACCUGAGCCGUGAGAGCUACGACGACGUGCAGCAGAGCUUCUUCCUGGCAGAGACGCUCAAAUAUUUGUACUUAAUAUUUUCUGAUGACGAUCUACUUCCCCUGAAACAUUGGAUCUUCAAUACCGAAGCCCAUCUUCUCCCUGUCCUCUCUAAUAAUAUAAAGAAAGCUGAAGUCAAUGACCAAUAAAAAGACAUUUUAUGUUUUACUCUACUCCACUCCCUUCACUGCAUACCUUAAUAAUUCCUUUUCUGGUGUUCAGGCACAUGCUGAAUUUUUAUUAAUAGGUCUGUGAUUAUCCUAAGUUCUAAAAUCGUUUUGCAGUCUUUUAUGUUUAUUAUCAUAGGCAUCAAUGGACAUAAAUUCCUCAUUGUAUCCUUUAUUAUUCAGUCAGUGAAUCACAGGUUUGUUUGCUUGUUUUUUUAAGUAAUCUGUUAUCUCUGGAGUUCAUGAAGGUAUGGUAUCAUUUGUGUUAAACUGAGUAGAAUGGUAUACCAAUGACCUCUUAAUUACGAUUUUGAUUUGACUGCAAAACUUUUUCCUCCUCUAUGAGGAGAUGAUGUCUGCUUUAAGCUGUAAUGUUUUGCCAUGUUGCAAAAAGCCAUAAUAAUAAAUUAAAUAAUGAAAAAGCUCUUUCCUUUUCAAUUUUAUGUUAAUCUGGUUUGUCUAUCCACCAGAGACAGAUCUUAUAACUGUGACAGCCUCCUUAUGCGGGUCUAUCGUUAUUUGAUAGAAUGUCUUCUAAAAGACUUCACAUUGUAAUUCAAAUUAGAAUCUCAUCCCAAAAGGAUCAUCUCCUGUUGACCUCAUUUCACUGGAACCACGGUGUAUUUUUGUUGGUUAAUUAUAUUAGUGUUUUCUAAUUUGGGAAUUAGUUCCCAAGUUUGACAUUAAAUCAGUUUACUCUGUUUCCUACCACACAGCAAGGUGAGCUUUCCAGUUUUGCAGAGCUCUGCUAUUACUGAAUUAUAUUUUUUAAAGAGAAAUUGUGUAACUUUUAUAAGUGUGUUAGACUUUGCUUUUAUCUGAAUAUAUGAAGAAAAUGCGUCUCUCCACAGAGAGGGUGAGUAUUUCAUAUGGUUUUUAGUUUGCAUUUCAUCUUCAAUUGUUUUCUUGAAAAAAAGAAAGCAUUACAUUUGAUUCAGAUUUUUCAGAUUUGAAGAGGGCCCUUUCUCAAAUGUAGUAAGUCACUUCAUUUCAGUUUAUGAAAGCAGGAUUUAACUCUGAAAAAUGCUAAUGUAUCUCUUCACGGUCAAUUGAGGAAAAUCUAAUAAAACUUUCGGCCAAAUUAGGGUAUAGUGUAUUUUAUCUGGUUAAAUUCAACAUAGAGAUCUCCGCUUAGAAAUAAUACAUAGGAAUGGACACUCCCAAUCCUCCACAGUCCUGUAGCAAAUCAAAAUAAUUAUAUGGUUCUUCAAAGCAUUUUUUUUUUUGAGAUAUGAGUUGUUUUCCCAAGAAUAGAUUUGGUGACACCUUGUGUUUUCUUAUUUUAUAUAUAUUCUCAUGAAAGGGCUAAUAUGAUGAUGCCUGUCCCAAGGUACAAAGCUUUGACCACCUGCAUUUUCAGCCUCCCGUGGUCGGGCAGGUCAGUGCCACCCCACAGAUUAUCCUGAAGCACAUGAAAUGGAAGCGUUUUUACUUUAAAAACUGUUCAAUACCAGUCAUUUCAUGGGGCUCAACCUGGUAUUUUUUAAGACAAUUAUUUUCUUACAUCUCAACAGACUUAGUUGUUUUCACUCUUUCAGCUUUUGAAAGUGUUUCUAAAGAUUUCCUUCGUCUGAAAGGACCACCUUGUAUGACCUACCCUUUUUUCAAUAUUAUACAUUGGUAUAUGUCAAAGAAUAGAUCAGUACAAUUAGUAAAUGAAAAAGAUCUCCUUUAGUACAUCAUGAUUGCUAUGUUAAUGUGUUUCUGUGACACAGAAUAAUUUCUUCCACUCACAUCUUCAGCUCACCCUAUGAAAUGAAUGGAUAGUGCCUUUGCUUAAAGGCAAAAUAUAGAAGAUUCUUGUCAAAAUUGGACCAUAUAUAUUUAGAUUAUAAUUUUCAUAUGAACGUCCUUGGACUAGCAAUUUUAAUUAAUUUAUUUUCUUUGCUUUUCAAUCUGAUUUGAAAGAGCACAAGCUAAUAGGUAUUUCUGCAGCAGAUAGGAUAUUAAAAUCAGAUUGUAUGCACACACUGCACUAGGAGGUACCAUCCGUGUUCUGGCAUUAACAGGCGAGGUGACUAUACUACAUGCUGCUCAGCCAAUGGCAAGAACAAAGUUCUUUCAAUUGUAGAACUUGGAUUUUUUUAACGCAAGUCCCAAAACACCAAAAAUGUAAACAAGAUAAGAGAUUAAUAUUAUGAUGGUAUAAUUUAAUUAUAUAGUUUGUGUUAAUUAUUUUAAACAACUGAAGUCCUUAGGUAGAUACUGUCUUUCAUUUUCAGCAAAAACUGUGCAAUGAAGUUUACUUAUGUAUUCACAUCCCAAAAAGUGAAUAAUUAAAACAGCAUUUAAUUUUGUGUUUCUGCAUAUGUUUUGGUAUAGUUUGUGCAGUUAAUAUUACACGUUUAAGUUGUAUGGCAGUUUACAGAAUUCAGUGAUGUUUGUCAUGACGCCUUCACAUGUGUUACCCAUUCCUUCCAUUGACUGUUCUUGAUUUGUGCAUAAAUCCAUCCUGUCAUUUCCAACUUUAUAUAAAUCUCUAAUGUUAUGGGAAACAUAAUAGAUUGACACAUAAUUUUUAAAAAUUAUAUUUGUAAAAUUUCUCUAUUGUAAAUAAAGCCUUUUAAUAUAUCUCCUCA
Camelus dromedarius (Arabian camel) is the source of this 5090-nucleotide messenger RNA. RefSeq names its product mannosidase alpha class 1A member 1 (gene MAN1A1). Gene Ontology annotation, cellular component: extracellular exosome; endoplasmic reticulum; Golgi membrane. Bases 523 to 2493 code for a protein of 656 amino acids. The transcript is spliced from 13 exons. NCBI's taxonomy places the organism in Eukaryota, Metazoa, Chordata, Mammalia, Artiodactyla, Camelidae. Gene Ontology annotation, molecular function: mannosyl-oligosaccharide 1,2-alpha-mannosidase activity; calcium ion binding. Gene Ontology annotation, biological process: mannose trimming involved in glycoprotein ERAD pathway; carbohydrate metabolic process. The record is from RefSeq and is a predicted model, not a curated record.